AUGGCUUCCAAGCGAUUCGUUGUUGACGUCCAUACGCAUCUUUAUCUUCCAAGAUACGCGUCGUUGUUGAGGAAGCGGACAGAUCUACCUAAAAUCAUCACCCGGACUCGUGAUGAUGGCCAGAAAGAGGAGAGACUUGUUAUUCUCAAAGAUGAACCCAGUGGGGGAAGGCCUGUGGGCCCAAGCUAUGUCGAGAGGGAUGAAAAGCUCAAAUUCAUGAAGAACCAUGGAAUUGACAUAUCUAUUGUCAGUACUGCAAACCCAUGGCUCGAUUUUCUUUCUACGAAAGAGGCUCAUGAGCUAGCCCUCCAGCUUAACGAUGACCUCGAAGAAUACUGCUCGUCUGGUCCAACAGUGCCGGGGACUUCAAUGAGGCAGUUGUAUGGCUUCGGACUGAUCCCGAUAGUUCCCAAUAUCAGUACCAAAUCUCUACUCGAAGCCGUGAGGCAAAUCUCCGCUUCUUCAUGCCUGAAGGGUCUCAUAAUGGGCACUCGUGGAGUAGGCAAGGGUCUAGACGACGAAGCACUCGAUCCAGUAUGGUCAGCCAUUUCGGAAGCUGGACUCACUGUGUUUUUGCAUCCGCAUUAUGGCAUCCCCCAGGAAACCUGGGGCGGGAAGAAUAAUGGACAUGUUCUCCCACUUGCUCUCGGAUUCCCGAUGGAAACUACUAUCGCAACGACACGUUUAAUCUUGUCGGGAGUCUUGGACAGAUUUCCUUCUCUUCGAUUGCUCCUUGCACACUCUGGUGGUGCAUUACCUCAGCUAUCGUCUCGAUUAGCAUCAUGUAUAGACCAUGAUCCCAUCGUGGCUUCUAGAUUGAAGCACGACGCUCGUUUCUACCUUGGAAAACUAUACCUUGAUGCGGUAUGCUAUGGGCCAGAAGAACUUGGUUUCGUGAGUGAUGUACUUGCUCGCUCGAACCGCUACGAGACCGGUAGCAAAAACAUUGUGCCUGGCAGUCGAAGUGUAGGAAGUGGACGAAUGCUUUUUGGUACGGAUCACCCGUUUUUUCCUCCGCUGUCGUCCUCGGAGAAGUGGAAAAGUGUAGUCGAGAAUUUGGAUGCGAUUGAUAAUGUUCAAGGUUGGACAAAAGCACACAAGGACGGUGUAAAGGGGGGCAAUGCUAUUUCCUUGUUCAACUUAUGA
Lentinula edodes (shiitake mushroom) is the source of this 1146-nucleotide messenger RNA. Its product is annotated as amidohydrolase 2. The transcript is spliced from 3 exons. The record is from RefSeq and is a predicted model, not a curated record. Gene Ontology annotation, molecular function: hydrolase activity; carboxy-lyase activity. Lineage: Eukaryota; Fungi; Basidiomycota; Agaricomycetes; Agaricales; Omphalotaceae. Bases 1 to 1146 code for a protein of 381 amino acids. Gene Ontology annotation, biological process: secondary metabolic process. Gene Ontology annotation, cellular component: cytoplasm; cytosol.